Penicillium argentinense is the source of this 189-nucleotide messenger RNA. Its product is annotated as 40S ribosomal protein eS30. Gene Ontology annotation, biological process: translation. Gene Ontology annotation, cellular component: cytosolic small ribosomal subunit; ribosome. Lineage: Eukaryota; Fungi; Ascomycota; Eurotiomycetes; Eurotiales; Aspergillaceae. The transcript is spliced from 3 exons. The coding region runs from base 1 to 189 and encodes 62 amino acids. The record is from RefSeq and is a predicted model, not a curated record. Gene Ontology annotation, molecular function: structural constituent of ribosome.
AUGGGUAAGGUUCACGGAUCUCUCGCCCGUGCCGGUAAGGUCAAGGCCGCCACUCCCAAGGUCGAGCCCCAGGAGAAGCCCAAGACCCCCAAGGGCCGCGCCUACAAGCGUGUUCAGUACACCCGCCGUUUCGUUAACGUGACCAUGACCGGUGGCAAGCGCAAGAUGAACCCCAACCCCGGCUCAUAA